UGGAAACCCCACUACUACUAAUUGGGGGUCCCUAUUCUUUAUGUGCCCUUUCAAUAUAUUGAAGAGUCUCGUCCUUGGCACUCGUCCCAAUUUCAACUUCCAACCAGAGGGGUAUCUUUGUUGUCAGUUGAAUCCUCCUCCAAAAUUGUUCAUUUUGCCUUUUUUCAUAUGUUGUCACUUCUAUAGAACCCGAAAAAGCAAAUCUUUGAAGAGAAAAGAAUGAGUGCGCAGGUCCAUCUCCGUGCUGGUCAUGUCCCUAAUCAAUGCAUUUUGUUGCCAUCGACAUCCUUGCAGCACACAUUUUGUGUAUUGAAUUCUUCAAGAGAAAACAGAGUCGUCUUAGGCCUGGGGAGAUCUUUCUUGGGUUUGAAUGAAAGAAUAUUAGAAAACCGAAGGAGGACAGCGAUUAUCAAAAGAAAGACAGUUCCUCUGGCCAUAAGAGCAUCAGCAGGAGGUGCAGUAUGGGAUGGUUGGUUGCCCGAUAAGACAUCGAAAGCUCCUCCAUUAAGUGACAUUUUUUGGCCUUCUGCAGGGGCAUUUGCGGCAAUGGCAAUGCUAGGGAAGAUAGACCAAAUAUUGGCACCCAAAGGAAUAUCAAUGACUAUAGCUCCACUAGGAGCUGUUUGUGCUGUCCUCUUUGCCACCCCUUCUACUCCUGGUGCUAGGAAGUACAAUAUGUUCAUGGCACAAAUCGGUUGUGCAGCGAUUGGUGUUUUGGCAUUCACAAUAUUGGGUCCUGGUUGGUUAGCUCGAAGCGCAGCUCUUUCUGCUGCCAUGGCUUUCAUGAUUUACACUCGUUCUGUUCAUCCACCUGCUGCAAGUUUGCCGUUACUAUUCAUUGAUGGAGUUAAGUUGCAUCACCUCAACUAUUGGUAUGCUCUCUUCCCUGGAGCUGCUGGAUGCAUUCUUCUCUGUUUAAUAAAGGGGGAUAGGGUGCUUUGUAAGGAUUGUAAAGUCAUUCCGAGUGAGCAUCUUUCGACUCAGCAUAGGCUUCUGAUUAUGGACUUGUUUAUCAAGAAGAGCAACAAGAGUAGGGCCGGAGAGGGUCGACCCAGAAUUAAGUGAGGUGGCCUGACGCUAGUUAGUGCGCUGGAGAUAGGGGAGAAGGUAGCGGGAAUGGGGUGUGGGAGUGUAGGGGGGACAUGGAUGUUAUGUGGGACAAGGCGGCCAGCUGCAUCAGGGAGGAGGUAUGGACUGCGUACAUUUUACCCUCCCCAAACCUCACUUUGUGGGAAUACACUGGGACUGUUGUUGUUGUACAAUAUAAUCUCCUUGUUCAAGCAUACUCUAAAUCUCUUAUUGUGAACCUGAUGGAAUAUAUAUAGUGAUGUUGAAAGAAAGUUACAACAUGGGUUACAAAC
Capsicum annuum is the source of this 1361-nucleotide messenger RNA. RefSeq lists its product as uncharacterized. NCBI's taxonomy places the organism in Eukaryota, Viridiplantae, Streptophyta, Magnoliopsida, Solanales, Solanaceae. The transcript is spliced from 5 exons. The coding region runs from base 220 to 1065 and encodes 281 amino acids. The record is from RefSeq and is a predicted model, not a curated record.